This is a messenger RNA of Procambarus clarkii (red swamp crayfish), 4690 nucleotides long. RefSeq names its product methionine synthase. Gene Ontology annotation, molecular function: zinc ion binding; methionine synthase activity; cobalamin binding. Gene Ontology annotation, cellular component: cytosol. The record is from RefSeq and is a predicted model, not a curated record. Gene Ontology annotation, biological process: homocysteine metabolic process; tetrahydrofolate metabolic process. Lineage: Eukaryota; Metazoa; Arthropoda; Malacostraca; Decapoda; Cambaridae.
UAAAUGAAGGUCGUGUCCAUGAUAUAUUAAACCAAAUCUUUGCAAGUUUGAGUCCGUCGGUGUAGGAAGUUUGGAGUCGAAGUCAUGGUCAGAGAGACGGACUGUGCCGGUAUGUUAUAUAAAGCCGGGGCUGUGUGUUUACCUUCCUUUCGGUGAAGUAGACUAGAGGGUGCCGGGUGAGAGGUCCUGAGAGCCAGGUGAGAGGAUCUGAGAGCCAGGUGAGAGAGACUGGGACGUCAGAUGGGCCAAGCUGUGAGCUGCACACGUGUGUAUAAACAACCCUUCAAGCUCGUCUUUUAAGAUGAUGUCACACAAACGGCCGGCAGCUAUGUCAGCUCGUGCAAGGGAGAUUCACCAGGCUCUGCAGGACCGCAUCCUGGUUAUAGAUGGAGCCAUGGGAACCAUGAUCCAGCGCCACAAGCUGUCGGAGAUUGACUAUCGAGGAGAAGAAUUUAAAGAACAUGAAAGUAACCUUAUGGGCAACAAUGAUUUACUUUCUCUUACAAAACCACAAAUUAUCCUUGGCAUACAUAAAGCAUACCUGGAGGCUGGUGCAGAUAUUAUUGAGACCAACACCUUCAGUGGAACCCGUAUAGCUCAGGCUGACUAUCACCUGGAACACAUCUGCUAUAGACUCAAUCUUGAAUCGGCACGACUUGCAAGGCGUGCUGCCGAUGAAGUCACAGUAGAGACAGGGAAGCAGCGGUACGUUGCUGGUGCCAUGGGUCCCACCAAUCGAACACUUUCAAUAUCUCCUUCAGUUGAACGACCUGAUUAUAGAAAUAUUACAUUUGAUGGAUUAGUUGCUGCAUACACUGAACAGGCAAAGGGACUUUUGGAUGGAGGUGUCGAUAUACUGCUGGUAGAGACCAUCUUCGACACAGCUAAUGCAAAAGCAGCACUCUUUGCAAUCCAAAGUCUGUUUGAAACAGAGUAUGAUCCUGUACCAAUAUUUAUUUCUGGAACAAUUGUGGACAAAUCUGGCCGCACCCUCUCUGGGCAGACUGGGGAGGCUUUCAUCAUUAGUGUUUCUCAUGCACAACCUAUGUGUAUUGGCUUAAACUGUGCACUUGGAGCCAGAGAGAUGCGCCCCUUUAUUGAAAAUGUCAGCCAGAACACCACAUCUUUCGUUAUAUGUUAUCCAAAUGCAGGUCUUCCCAACACAUUUGGAGACUAUGACGAAACUCCAGACACAACAGCUAGUCUUAUUAAAGACUUUGCCCGAGAUGGACUAGUGAAUGUUGUGGGGGGCUGCUGUGGCACUACACCAGAUCAUAUUAGAGCUAUAGCUGAAGCUGUUGCAAUGAUCAAACCUCGUACUCCUCCAUCAGUUUUGUAUGAAGGUGCACAGGUUCUUUGUGGCCUUGAACCAAUGAGACUCACAGACCAAACCAACUUCAUUAAUAUUGGCGAGAGAUGCAAUGUUGCCGGCUCCCGUAAAUUCUGCCGAUUGAUCAAGUCUGGGAAGUAUGACGAGGCUCUUGCCAUUGCUAAAACUCAAGUUGAAAAUGGAGCACAAAUCCUCGAUGUGAAUAUGGAUGAAGGUUUACUUGACAGCAAAGCAGCAAUGACUCGCUUCCUUAACUUAAUAACUACAGAACCAGACAUUUGUAAAAUACCAUUGUGCAUAGAUUCAUCUAACUUUGAUGUUAUUGAAGCUGGCCUUAAGGUGACACAGGGUAAAAGCAUUGUUAACUCCAUUUCACUCAAGGAGGGUGAAGAUGAAUUCAUUUUCAAGGCAAAGUUAAUAAAGAAACAUGGGUGUGCAGUUGUUGUUAUGGCUUUUGAUGAAGUAGGACAGGCUGUGAAUGCAGAGAACAAAGUUAAGAUUUGUCAGCGUUCAUACAAGAUCCUUACUGAAAUAGUGGGAUUCAAUCCCAAUGAUAUUAUCUUUGACCCAAAUAUCUUAACAAUUGCUACUGGAAUGGAAGAACACAACAACUAUGGAAAUUACUUUAUUGAAGCAACAAAAAUUAUUAAGGCCACCUGUCCAGGAGCACGAGUAAGUGGUGGUGUAAGCAACUUUUCCUUUUCCUUCCGUGGAAAGGAGACAAUUCGUGAGGCAAUGCAUUCUGUCUUUCUCUACCAUGCUAUCAAAGCUGGCAUGGACAUGGGAAUUGUCAAUGCAGGAUGCCUGCCUGUGUAUGAUGACAUAGAUCCUGAACUUUUGCAGCUUUGUGAGUCUCUAUUGUGGAACACUGAUCCAGAGGCUACGGAUAAGUUGUUAGCAUAUGCUGAAAAAAGCUCUUCUCAAGCAAAAGUUGGUGUUGUUCUUGAUGAAUGGCGAAAUAGAGAUGUUGAGGAGAGACUCAAACAUUCUUUAGUUAAAGGUAUUGAUAAAUUCGUAGAAGAAGACACUGAAGAAGCUCGUUCAAACACAGAUAAGUAUCCAAGAGCAUUAAAUGUGAUUGAAGGGCCUCUUAUGAGUGGAAUGAGUAUUGUUGGAGAGCUCUUUGGUGCUGGAAAAAUGUUUUUACCUCAAGUAAUUAAGAGUGCAAGAGUAAUGAAAAAGGCUGUAGCAUAUCUCAUUCCUUUCAUGGAAGCAGAACGAGCUGCAAAGAUGGGUGAACUUGGGGAAGAAAUGUUGGACAAAGAUAGAUAUAAUGGCACAAUUGUUUUAGCAACAGUUAAAGGCGAUGUUCAUGACAUUGGUAAAAACAUUGUGGGUGUAGUGCUUGGAUGUAACAAUUACAGAGUCAUUGAUUUGGGUGUAAUGUGCCCAUGUGACAAAAUAUUGCAGUGUGCCAUUGCAGAGAAAGCUGACAUUAUUGGUCUCUCUGGACUAAUUACUCCAUCCCUGGAUGAGAUGAUCUUUGUUGCACGGGAAAUGGAAAGGCUGGGUCUACAGGUUCCGUUACUCAUUGGGGGAGCAACAACUUCGAGAACUCAUACAGCAGUCAAGAUUGCCCCAAAGUACAACAAUCCCGUUGUGCAUGUACUAGAUGCCUCCAAAAGUGUGGUUGUGUGUUCUUCAUUGCUUGAUGAAUCUGUGUAUGAUGACUUUGUUGAUGAUCUGAGUGAAGAUUAUGAUAUGAUCAGAGAAGAACAUUAUGAAAGCCUGCGAGAAAAAAGAUUUCUCAGUCUUGGAGAUGCAAGAAAAAGGAAAUUUAAAAUAGAUUGGAAAACUGUUCCAAAACCUGCAAUUCCAAAGUUUUUGGGCACAAAAGUAUACAAAGAUUAUGAUCUUACAACUUUAGUACCAUAUAUUGAUUGGAAACCAUUUUUUGAUGUAUGGCAGCUUCGUGGCAAGUACCCCAACCGUGGCUAUCCGAAAAUUUUCAAGGAUGCUACUGUAGGUGAUGAAGCAAAACGUGUGUUUGAUGAUGCUCAAAAGCUUUUAUCAAAAAUCAUCUCGGAGGGAUCUUUGAAAGCUACUGGUAUUGUUGGCUUCUAUGCUGCCAACAGUGUGGAGGACGAUAUAGAGGUCUACAGUGAUGCAUCAAGAUCACAAGUUGUUGCCAAAUUGUUUGGCUUAAGACAGCAGGCUGAGAAAGAGAGUCAGGACCAGUUCUGCUGUAUAUCGGACUUCAUAUCUCCAAGUGAUUCUGGAGUUGAGGAUUACAUUGGCAUGUUUGCUGUAACUGCAGGUUUUGGAGUGGAUGAGUUGUGCACCAGUUUCCAGAACGACUUGGAUGACUACAGUAUAAUUUUGGUGAAAGCCAUUGCUGACAGACUGGCUGAAGCCUUUGCUGAAGAACUUCAUGAGAGAGUGAGGAAGGACCUGUGGGGUUUUGCUUGUGAUGAGUACCUAGAAACGAAUGACUUGCAUAGACUGAAAUAUCAGGGAAUAAGACCUGCUCCUGGAUACCCAAGCCAACCAGACCACCAGGAAAAAUUAACCAUAUGGAAGAUAAUGAAGGUAGAGGAACAAACUGGAAUUGGGCUGACGGAUACCCUCGCCAUGACCCCUGCAGCCUCUGUUUCAGGACUCUAUUUUGCAAAUCCGAAGAGUCAUUACUUUUCUACAGGAAAACUACAAAAGGACCAGAUUAUGGACUAUGCUCAGCGCCGAGGUGUUGACAUCACACAAGUUGAAAAGUGGCUGGGUACAUACCUAUCAUAUGAUCCAUCAGAAGAGUGAGGCGACAUAAAAAUUACGACAUUCAAAAUUUCUGCCAAGUUACUAUUGCCUGAGUAUUGUUACUGUAUAUAGCAAUUAACAGUGGGAGGUAUAACAUGUAAAUUGAGAAUAUUUUUAUAUAAUAUGUAGAUACAUACUUGAAAUUUAUGGUUUAAUAUAAAGUUACAAUCACUUUUAAGCUUCAUUUGUGAUUACAUAUCCACUACCACCGAGUUAAUUCAGUAUCAAACUUACACCACUCUUGGAUAUUAUGCCUACGGUCAGCUACUGGAACCAAAAUAAUCUCUAAAGUUAUUCAAAGCCAUGUUUUGUGUGUUACAUUAUGGCGCGUGUGUGUAUAAUUACCAAAGUAUAGUUACAGGUUGAGCUGCGGUCACGGUGUUCCAUCAUUCUGAAUCUAUCAAAUGAAGUUUUCAAGCUUCUGAUGGUAUUGACACACACUUUAAAGUUCUGUUGUUUGAACUGUGUUCAUGUAUUGAACAUCUUGUUAUUACCUUUGCUAUGUAGUUAGAAUAGUGGUACAUUAUUAUUCUAAUUUAUUGCUACAAGUUACUAACAAAUUGCAAACUUUUUAAAUAACUACAUUUAUAAUAAAGUUUUUAUUUAUAC